Messenger RNA from Thrips palmi, 801 nucleotides. RefSeq names its product protein rtoA-like. The transcript has 2 exons. The record is from RefSeq and is a predicted model, not a curated record. The coding region runs from base 1 to 801 and encodes 266 amino acids. Lineage: Eukaryota; Metazoa; Arthropoda; Insecta; Thysanoptera; Thripidae.
AUGUUGCGGGGCGGCAUAACGGUUUCAAACAGUGGCUCGAACAGGCCCUCGGACAGUCUUCAACAGUGGGUCAAGCAGUCUCCAGCAGUCGGUCAAACAGUUUCAAACAGUGGCUCGAACAGGCGCUCGGACAGUCUUCAACAGUGGGUCAAGCAGUCUCCAGCAGUCGGUCAAACAGUUUCAAACAGUGGCUCGAACAGGCGCUCGGACAGUCUUCAACAGUGGGUCAAGCAGUCUCCAGCAGUCGGUCAAACAGUUUCAAACAGUGGCUCGAACAGGCGCUCGGACAGUCUUCAACAGUGGGUCAAGCAGUCUCCAGCAGUCGGUCAAACAGUUUCAAACAGUGGCUCGAACAGGCGCUCGGACAGUCUUCAACAGUGGGUCAAGCAGUCUCCAGCAGUCGGUCAAACAGUUUCAAACAGUGGCUCGAACAGGCGCUCGGACAGUCUUCAACAGUGGGUCAAGCAGUCUCCAGCAGUCGGUCAAACAGUUUCAAACAGUGGCUCGAACAGGCGCUCGGACAGUCUUCAACAGUGGGUCAAGCAGUCUCCAGCAGUCGGUCAAACAGUUUCAAACAGUGGCUCGAACAGGCGCUCGGACAGUCUUCAACAGUGGGUCAAGCAGUCUCCAGCAGUCGGUCAAACAGUUUCAAACAGUGGCUCGAACAGGCACUCGGACAGUCUUCAACAGUGGGUCAAGCAGUCUCCAGCAGUCGGUCAAACAGUUUCUUUAACAGUUUUCAAACAGUCACUCGAACAGACUCGAGCAUUUUCCGACAGUGUUGAAAGUGGGCAUGAAUAA